AUGGGCAAAGACACAAGGCAUUCCGCCGGCACGCUGCGCCCGCCGCACCCGCCCAUCCGCAACCCCCCCUACGCCGACUACCUCUACGACAUCUAUCGCUCCCGUCUGCUUGCCAGCCAACUGCCGGUCGCCACCACGGACCCCUAUGCGCUGGAAGACGAGGCCCGUCGGGUCAUGUCGAGCGAGGUGAAGCCCAACGAAGACGGCGAGGGUGCCAUUCCUGCCCGGCCUGCUGCCUUUGGCUACAUUGCAGGCGGUGCCGGCGCUGGCACGACCGUCGAAGCCAACCGCCGCGCGCUCGACCACGUUGCUCUCGUCCCGCGCAUGAUGCGUCCCGGAAAGGUAAAGGCAGGCACCGACGCGGCGACCGCAUCGCUGCGGGACCUGCGCGUGCGCCUCUUUGGUGGGCCCGGCCGUGGCCCGCCGGUGGAUCUGGCCAGCCCUGUCGUCAUGGCGCCCGUCGGCGUCCAGUGCGCCUACCACCCCGACCGCGAGGUGGGCGUUGCUGGUGCCUGCGCCGAGGUGGGCGUGCCCUUUUCCAUCAGCACGGCUUCGUCGUCCAGCAUCGAAGAAAUCAAGGCGAGCCUUGACGACACGUGCGUCGAGGACAGCGCCGCCAGUCCGGCACCCGCACCUUGGUACCAGCUGUACUGGCCCCAGGACGACGCCAUCACGGCCUCGCUGCUGCAGCGUGCCCGCGCUGCCGGCUGCCGCGUGCUGCUGGUGACCGUCGACACGUUUACCAUUGCGUGGCGGCCGACGGACCUGGACGCAGGGUACCUGCCGUUCAUCACGACCAACGAGGGCAACGCCAUUGGCUUCAGUGACCCCGUCUUCCGGAAGAAACUGGCCGAGGGCGAGCCGGGCGCAGAGGACGAGGAAGGCGAUGGCGAGAGCGAGAGCGAGCCCGCCACUCCCGAAAACAACGUGCUGGCUGCUUCGCUGCGCUGGACGAGCGAGGUGUUCCCCCGUCGUGCGCGUCCCUGGUCUGACCUGGCCACACUGCGCCGCCUCUGGGGCGACGACGGCGCCAUCUUGAUCAAGGGCGUACAGCAUCCAGACGACGCGCUCCUGGCUCGCCAGUACGGCGCUGACGGUGUGGUUGUGAGCAACCACGGCGGGCGGCAGGUGGACGGCGCUGUGGGGUCGCUCGAGAUGCUGCCCGAGGUGGUGGCCGCUGUGCGGGCAGCCGAGGCGCGGGAUGCCGGCGAGGCGGAGCGGAACGGCACGGGUCCACUGCAGCCGGCGCCCUUUACGAUUCUGUUCGACUCGGGCAUCCGGACAGGAUCCGAUGUGAUCAAGGCGCUGUGCUUGGGCGCACAGGCCGUAUUAGUGGGCCGUCCCGUGAUGUACGGCCUGGGCAUCGCCGGCCGCGACGGUGCAAAACAUGUCCUGGCGGGUUUGCUGGCGGACCUGGACCAGACGAUGAACUUGAUCGGGUGUGCGACCAUUGCCGACCUGGGGCCAUUUAUGCUUCGAAAAGGCGGUGCUGCGGUUAAGGCGUUGCUGUAG
This is a messenger RNA of Sporothrix brasiliensis 5110, 1512 nucleotides long. Its product is annotated as lactate 2-monooxygenase. The record is from RefSeq and is a predicted model, not a curated record. NCBI's taxonomy places the organism in Eukaryota, Fungi, Ascomycota, Sordariomycetes, Ophiostomatales, Ophiostomataceae. Bases 1 to 1512 code for a protein of 503 amino acids. The transcript has a single exon. Gene Ontology annotation, molecular function: oxidoreductase activity.